AUGAGCUCUCCGAGCCGUGGCAGCAGCUUCCAAGCAUGGAAGCGCUGCAUGUCCCUGGCCCAACGCUGCUCCAACAUGGCCCAGCUCAAAGCCAUCCACGCCAUCUUCACUGUCCACGGCAUCCACGCCAACACCUACGCCAACAGCAAGCUCAUCGCCUUCUGCGCGCUAUCCGACUCCGGCAGCUUGCCGUACGCCUCCCUUCUCUUCCAUCAAACUCUAUCUCCCAACUCCUUCAUCUACAACACCCUCAUCAGAGCCUACUCCCGCACCGCUCGACCCCAACGCGCGCUCGCGUACUUCCGCCUCAUGCUUGCUGAAAAGCCCGAAAGAGGCAUCGUUCCCGACCACCACACCUUCCCUUUCGUGCUCGCCGCAUGCGCCAAUGUCCCCUCGGCCUCCGCGGGCGAGCAAAUACAUGCCACUGUCUUCAAGAACGGAUUGGCGGCUUCUGAUAAUUUCGUGCAGACCGCACUAAUGCGGAUGUAUGUGGAAACUUGCGUAUUGGGUUCUGCUCGGAAGCUGUUCGAUGAAAUUCCUCAGAGAGAUGCCGUGCUUUGGAACGUGCUUAUGAAUGGGUAUCUUCGUUUGGGUGAUGCUAAUGAGGCGUUGCGGCUGUUCCGUGAUAUGCUGGCGUCGGAUGUGGAGCCUGAUAGGUUCUGUGUUGCAACUGGGCUUGCGGCUUGCGCUCAUUCCGGGGCGCUUCGGCAGGGGGCGUGGAUUCAUGAGCAUGCGAAAAGGAAUGGGUAUACUGAUGAUGUUUUCAUUGGGACGUCGCUGGUUGAUAUGUAUGCCAAGUGCGGGUGUAUUGAUAAGGCUGUUGAGGCGUUUGAAGGAAUGCCAGAGAGGAAUGUCUUCUCCUGGGCUGCGUUGAUUGGGGGACUGGCAAUGCAUGGGUUUGCCAGGGAUGCGAUACGGUGCUUGGAAAGAAUGCAGGAAGAAGAUGGGCUCCGGCCAGAUGGGGUCGUGCUUCUGGGAGUCUUGACAGCCUGUAGCCACGCCGGACUUAAAGAGGAGGGCCAGUGUCUCUUGGAUAGCAUGGAGGCAUGCUACAGCGUAAUGCCAAAGCAUGAACACUACAGUUGCAUGGUGGACCUGCUUUGUAGGGCAGGUCAACUAGACAAAGCGCUUGCACUUGUGCGAGAAAUGCCCAUGAAGCCACUUGCUUCAGUCUGGGGUACGUUGUUGAGUGGUAGCAGGAUCCAUGGUAAUGUCAAGCUUGCAGAGCUUGCAGCCGAGGAGCUGCUACAACUCGAACAGGAUGGCAGAGCAGAAGAAGAUGACGGUGUUUACGUGCAGUUAUCAAAUGUUUAUUUGGGUGCAAGAAGGCAGGAGGAUGCUAGGCGGGUUCGGAAUAUGAUGGGCAAUAGAGGGAUAAAGAAGACGCCUGGUUGUAGUGUGAUUGAGGUGGAUGGGAAGGUGAAUGAAUUCGUUGCUGGAGAUGAGGCACACCCACUGCGGUGUCAAAUAUAUGAAGUGCUGAGUCUGUUGUACCACCAAAUAUCCCUCCAUCCCAUGCUAUGGUAACCUGCUACAAUGUCACAAGUUGAGAAUAAUUGCAACAAAUCAUUAGCGAAGAGAACCGUCCUUGAGAUAUAGAGCCUCCGGACUAAUACCUUUCAGCGUCACUUGAUAACUUUUGCAUGGGCUAUCUCAUUUGCCCUUUCCCCCACAUGUCUAAUUUACAUUAACCUCGGAAGCCCUUGCAAUUUUUAUUUUCAUUUUUUUUUUGCAAACAAUCUCCUUUGUAGAAGAACUCAAGAGCAAGAAAGAGCUUGAAAAUGCAUGAAUUGUAAUGCAUCAUGUCUAAUUAUCUAUAUACAUGAAUGAAACAAAUUCUUUAGUGGCUUUGCCAAAAACA
Messenger RNA from Magnolia sinica, 1861 nucleotides. RefSeq names its product putative pentatricopeptide repeat-containing protein At3g28640. Bases 1 to 1527 code for a protein of 508 amino acids. The record is from RefSeq and is a predicted model, not a curated record. Gene Ontology annotation, molecular function: RNA binding; protein binding. Lineage: Eukaryota; Viridiplantae; Streptophyta; Magnoliopsida; Magnoliales; Magnoliaceae. The transcript has a single exon. Gene Ontology annotation, biological process: RNA modification.